This is a messenger RNA of Sparassis crispa, 636 nucleotides long. RefSeq lists its product with no specific name. The transcript is spliced from 6 exons. Lineage: Eukaryota; Fungi; Basidiomycota; Agaricomycetes; Polyporales; Sparassidaceae. The record is from RefSeq and is a predicted model, not a curated record. Bases 1 to 636 code for a protein of 211 amino acids.
AUGGGCCAUAUGGCCGCGAGUAGCUCUUUGUAUGAUAUUCUGGGCGUCGCCCAGAACGCCUCAGCUGAUGCAGUGCGCAAGGCGUAUAAGCUCAAGGCGCUUGAGACGCAUCCAGACAAAUUGGGUCUGGGAGCUCUAGAGAUUGAGAGGCAAGCUGCGGAAGCACGCUUCAGAGAAGUUCGCACAGCCUUCGAGGUCCUAGGCGAUUCCGCUAAGCGUCGGGCGUAUGACAAUGGCCUCGACUACCUGCGCAGGCAAGUCAAUAUCAACGACAUGCAGGCGAGAUUGGCGCGCGAACGCGCGGAAUGGGCGCGGCAGACAGAAGCACGCCACCAGGAGCGGAUGCGCGUUCUGCGGGAGGAAAUCCAUGCAAGUCAGAAACGUUACAAGGAUAACUUGGCAAAGGUAGAGCUUCGCUACCAGGAACGGAUCCGUGCCAUGGAAGAGCAGUUGCGGCUGAACCGGGAGGCAGAGCGGCUCGCAGAGCAAGAUUUCUCUAAAUCAAUGACUUUUGAGGACGAGGUAUUAAAUGAGUUGCGGAGGAUGAACCCGGAGUGGGAGGUGCGUAGGCAGGAAGUGUUGCGGCGCCAGGCAGAGAGGUUGAAGAAAGAAGAGAGGACUCAUGCCCACGUGUAG